AUGGGGAUUGGCGCAGCUGCCGCCGGGACCAUGUUGUCAGACCUUGCCUUCCGCCCUUCCCUGUACGGGAUUAAAUUUGCUGACGCUAGGUCCGCCGUAGAGCCUCCCUACCCUCCUCUAUCUCCUACAACGGCUGAAACAGACGCACCGUACAUGCCUUUGAUAAUGAUCAUACGACAAGGGACUUCCCAACCGAGCGAACAGAAGAAAUCGAGGAAGGAUAAGGGAGGGGAGAGGAGGGAAAGGGAAGAGGGAGAGAGGAGAAACAGGACGCCGGCGGGGGCUGGGCUCCAGCGGCGGCGGCGCUUUAGUGCGGUGGAGGUAGGGUGGCAGCUGCGGUGUCGCGCCGUGGGGCAGAGCGAGCGAGAGGGAGCAGGGCAGCGGCGUGACGGCGGAAGGGCGGUAUGUAGCGGCCUUGGCUCCAGCGAGGAAGAAGCACGGGGUGAGCAGCGGUGCCAGAGCAGGAAGCAGAGAAGAGGAGGAGGUAGAGGGAAAGCAAAGCAGGACGCCGGCGAGGGUGCUUGGCCGCUCACGGCUCCAUCAGGCAGAGGCGAGCGCGGCUCUCUGCCUCGGGCGGAGGUACAGAGCAGGGCCGCGGCGGCGGUGUGGAGCAGAGCAGAGAUGGGGAGAGGGAGAGGAGAAUGGAGGUGGAGUGGGAGAGGAGGAGCUCAAGCUCGGGGCGAGGAUGGCGAGCUCCGUUGGCCCCCUUUUAUAGGCGCGGCAGGACGAUGCGCGGCGGCCGAUAUUUUUCGACCACGGCGAUCUUUGCCGGCAAGGGUGGCAGGCGACAGCGGCAGCGGCGCUGUGGCCAGCGGAGCACGGCAAGGUGAUAGCUGGGGCGGGGUGGCUUGA
This is a messenger RNA of Miscanthus lutarioriparius, 852 nucleotides long. NCBI's taxonomy places the organism in Eukaryota, Viridiplantae, Streptophyta, Magnoliopsida, Poales, Poaceae. The record is from the annotation of a GenBank genome assembly.